AUGUCGGACGAGCGUCAAAAGAAUGUGGUAGUAAGUAAACCCAUUCUGUAUGGGUCUGUGGCCACGUAUCUUGGACGCAAAGCCGAGGAGACCAAGACGCAUCGCUGGUCGAUUUACUUGCGUGGUGUGGACAAUGAAGACUUGUCUUAUAUGAUCAGCAAAGUCGUCAUUAGUCUGCAUGUGAGCUUCGCUAAUCCUGUCCGAGUGCUUACGGAGCCGCCGUACGAGGUCACGGAACUUGGAUGGGGCGAGUUUGAGACACGUAUCCAGAUCUAUUUCCAUGAUCCAAACGAACGGCCGAUCAGCAUCAUCCAUUUGCUGGUGCUAUAUCCGCCAAAUAGCCAACCUGCUAGCACUAAAAAGCCCGUGAUAAGCGAGUUUUACGACGAGCUCGUGUUUAAUGAGCCAACGGAGUUCUUUUAUAAGAAAUUGAUGGCUGGACCGGAUCGGAAAUCUCCACCACUGACUAUGCAGGACCAUCUGCCGACCUAUUCGGACGUGGAAGUGCUCAAGACGUUGGCUCGUGCUGAGACGUUUGUGAAAAAGGAGGUUCAGGACACAAAAACCCUUUUGUUGAGUGCUGAAUUGGAGGUCAUGGAGCUCAAGGAACGCAUCGCCGAACACACGAAGAAGAAGAAACAGGCCGACAAGUUGGCUGCUGCAGCAGCAAACCCGAUCAUCAUACCUUGA
Peronospora farinosa is the source of this 690-nucleotide messenger RNA. NCBI's taxonomy places the organism in Eukaryota, Oomycota, Peronosporomycetes, Peronosporales, Peronosporaceae. The record is from the annotation of a GenBank genome assembly.